Messenger RNA from Cyphomyrmex costatus, 2393 nucleotides. RefSeq names its product zinc finger BED domain-containing protein 4. Bases 765 to 2393 code for a protein of 542 amino acids. The transcript has 6 exons. The record is from RefSeq and is a predicted model, not a curated record. Gene Ontology annotation, molecular function: protein dimerization activity. Lineage: Eukaryota; Metazoa; Arthropoda; Insecta; Hymenoptera; Formicidae.
AGUACAAUCGUGAAAGUCGCGUGCCCUUGUGCAGGGGGGGGAGGUAAAAGUUACUUCGCGUGGAAAGUUCAACGUUUCUGAACAGGGAAAGUGGUGACACUACGUCUGGCCAAGCUUACCUCGUUGAUGAGGACCUGAGUCAAUAAUAUAUAGAAGAAGAAGACAUAAACAGACAUAAGCUGCACAACCGUCACAUCACAGUAUUACAAGCGUGUGACGAUUAACAACAAUCGACUGUCAUUGAAUAAUAUAACAGUUUUAAAGUUCAUUUUGUACCUAAGUAUUGAGUUUCAGAACUUUGCGAUUAUAAUUAUCACAUUUUGUUUAUCCUUCAUUAGAUGUGAAAGAUGUAAAAGAAGGAAGUGCCGAAAGCGUCCUACCGAACGCCGUAAAAAGAUUUACAUUUUAAUGGUUACAAAUUAAAUUAUAAAAUACAAUGGCACAAAGAAAAUCCAACGUAUGGAAUUUUUUUAAAAUUUGUAGUGAUGAUGAAAGAAAAGCUGACUGUAUCCUUUGCGAAACUACAUCACGAAAGCAAAUUGUAAGAGGAAAAUCACGGAAAUUAUUCUCCACUAAACCCUUAUGGAAUCAUUUGAAAAGUAAACAUCCAUUGACAAUGAAAACCUUAGAUGGGGAAAUAAAUGUCAGUAAGAAUAUUAAAAUUGAAGUAGAUGACUAUCCAAUUUCUGAUCCUUUAUCUACAACAAUAACAUCAAAAUCUUGUGAUCUUUUGUCUACAAUAACCACAGAACCUUGAAGAAGAAAUGUGGUCUUUGGAUGAUUCAAGAUCAAUCAACAUAACUAAAAGGAUUGGUGAAAUGAUGGCUCUUGAUGCAGAAGCAUUCACAUUAGUUGAGCGAAAAGGUUUUGAAAGGUUAAUAAAAUAUUUAGCCCCGCAGUAUCCUCUACCUUGCAGAACAUAUUUUUCUGACAAAAUUAUACCACAGUUGCAUGGAACCUUAAAAACACGUAUUUGUGAAAAAUUAGCUACUGCAACAUACAUAUCAUUCUGUACUGAUAUCUGGACUUGUUCAGCAAACAACGAGGCAUUCAUAAGUUUAACAGCUCAUUUUAUACGAAGUGAUGAUAUGGAAAGAGAAAUAUAUGUUCUCAGUGUGAAACACCUUCCUAGUAGCCAUAUUGGUAUCAAUAUAGAUCAGAUAUUAAAUGAUAUAAUGGAAGAAUGGCAUAUAAGUUCUAAUAAAAUUCAUCUGAUUUUAAGAGAUAAUGUCUCUAAUAUGAUUAUUGGAAGUAGUAUAUUAGGAGAGAAUAUAGGAUGUGUUAUUCACACUUUACAACUUAUAAUUCAUAAUUGUAUUUUUAAAAAUCAAAAGUUCAUUCACAUUUUAAGAAAAUGUCAGAAAAUUAUUGAACAUUUUAAUCAGUCUUCACUUGCUUACUCGAAACUCAGUAGCAUCCAGAAAACUUUGAAAUUGCCAAAUCAUAAAUUUAUCUACGAUGAUACAACACGAUGGAAUUCUACAUUUUAUAUGUUGUCAAAUCUUCAUGAACAACGACAAGCAAUAACUGCAUAUGCUGCGGACAGAGAUAUACCAACUCUUACAGUUAUGCAAUGGAGUAUAGUAGAAAACGUUUUACGUGUUCUCCAACCAUUUGAAGAAAUAACUAAAAUAUUAAGUUCUGAUUGCGAGACAAUUGGAUAUGUUAUUCCAGCAAUUAUUAUUCUACAUUCGUAUCUUUCAAAACGACAAAAAGAUGCUGGAAUAGUAAUGUUGAAGGAAGAACUCAAAAAAGCAAUGGAAGAACGAUUGUUUAAUUCUACAGGAUUCAAAGAUCGAAAAUGUUUUGUACUAGCUACCAUUUUAGAUCCAAGAUUCAAAACAAAGUUUUUGUCAGAUGAAAAUAAAGCCAGACAAUGGAUCAUUACCGAAUUGCUUGAAAUGAAUAAUACAGUCAUCGAAGAUAUAAAUAAUACACAAAGUAAUAUUAGUUCUUUUCAAAAAAAAAAUAUUAGUGAAACACGCGAUGAUAUCUGGAAGUGCUUCGAUGACAUAAUAAACAAUUCAAAAUCAGAUAAUGAUAACAAUUUUGAGGAUCCAUCAAGCGAGACGUUGUUUAAAAACCAACCAAGUGAUAGAACUGAGAAAAUUGCAAUUUACAAUGCUGAAUUAACAAAAUACCUGAUGCUACCUCUAUCACCGAGAAAUGAAGAUCCUUUAAUAUGGUGGAAAACUCAUGUUUUAGAAUAUCCUAAUCUCAAAACUUUGGUUCUAAAAUACUUGAGUGCUCCACCAUCUUCCAUGCAUUCGGAAAGACUUUUCAACGCUGGAAAAUUAGUUUAUUCCGAUAAUCGAAAUAAAUUAUCAUCGAAAAAUGCUGAAAUAUUAUUGUUUAUCAUGAAAAAUUUAUUAAUAUUAAACUUUGAAUACUGA